AAUCAAUAAUUUUACUUAAUACUAUUCAGAUACUUUCACAUACUUGUAUCUGACCAAUUACAAAUUGAGAUCAUGAGUUAUUGGCUAAUGGAUUAUAUUUUAUUCUCUCUUAUUUCUUUCCAAAAGUUCAGCUACUAUUUUAUUAUUUUUUUUAAUAAUUAAUAAAACCACUAUUUAGUUACUACAGUAUUAUAUGUUCAUCAUACCCAUAAUAUCCCACAAACAAUACGACGCCACAUAUCGCAUAGAUGAUGCAAAUUUGUACACUAUUUCUGGAAUCUACACAACUCCAGAACAAUGUUGAGGCAAUCGCCACGUAGGAAUCAGAGGAGCAAAGGGAUGAAGGUGAAGCAUGUGUUGCAGGUGUCUGUGCUCCUUGGGGUUUGCAUCUGGUUGGUGCUUUACCAGAUGCCUCACCCCAGCGACGCCGGAUCCUUUUCUCAGCACGGCAUCAAGCUCUCCCAGAAGCUGCUCGCUGCCGGCGACAUCAAGCUAGGGAGGAAGGAUCUCAAGCCGAGGACGACAACCCUAGUCGAAACGGAUGGCCAGAAUGCCACCAAGGCAGAAGAGGGCGGCGAUGCCAAGGAAAAAGAUGCAGAGAAGGAGAAGGAGAAGCCGAAAGAAGAAGGAGAAAAGACGCCUGAGAAAAAAAAGAUAGCAAGAGGUGAUUGGGAUAUCAAGAGAGAAGAGAAAAAGGAGGAUGCUAGCAAGAAAAUCGAGACAAAGGAUGGUGGUGACAAGGAAAAAGAGAAGACGACAACGAAGAAAGAGGAGGAGAAGGGCAGUGGUGGUGGUGAGGAAGCAAAGGAAAAGGAUAAGAAGAAGACGAAGAAGAAGGAGAAGGAAGAUGGUGGUGGCGAGGAAAAAGGGAAGGAGAAGGAGAAGACGAAGAAGGAAGGUGGUGACGACAAGGAGACAGAGAAAAAGAAGACGAAGGAAGAAGGCAAAGAGAAGAAAAAAGAGGACGAGAACAAUGGUGAGGACGCGGAGAAAGGCAAGGGCAAAGAGGAAGAAGAUACGAGUGGAAAGAAGGGUGAGGGUGUGCAAAGGGUAAAAGGAGCAACAGAGGAUUACUCUGCCUCACCAAAAGCAAGUGAAGAAGCUGAGUCUCCAUCCCCAACACUUGCAAAAUGAGAUCUCACAUAAUUAAUGAGGUCUCAAGUAGACUUGUAUUUCCCAUCUUGGGCAGAGAUGCUAAGUUUUAUAUAUAUCUUGUUUUUGUUGUGCUUUGAAUACCUGGUAAUGGCUUAACGUAAAUAUAUUGGUUGCUGGUU
Molecule: messenger RNA, 1274 nt
Organism: Salvia splendens (bonfire salvia)
Lineage: Eukaryota; Viridiplantae; Streptophyta; Magnoliopsida; Lamiales; Lamiaceae
Product: cilia- and flagella-associated protein 251
Exons: 3
Coding region: 298-1134 (278 amino acids)
Source: RefSeq, a predicted model, not a curated record